This is a messenger RNA of Polypterus senegalus (gray bichir), 3080 nucleotides long. It is a transcript of the gene tnfsf12, whose product is annotated as TNF superfamily member 12. The record is from RefSeq and is a predicted model, not a curated record. The transcript is spliced from 6 exons. Gene Ontology annotation, molecular function: receptor ligand activity; tumor necrosis factor receptor binding. Gene Ontology annotation, cellular component: membrane. Gene Ontology annotation, biological process: immune response. Lineage: Eukaryota; Metazoa; Chordata; Cladistia; Polypteriformes; Polypteridae. The coding region runs from base 416 to 1138 and encodes 240 amino acids.
CCGGGUUCACUCAAACAGCGCCACCGGACUUUUCGUACUGUAAAAGCUAGCGCGGAAAAGGGGCGGUGAAAAUAUCUGAAAGGAAGUGAAGAUUUCGAGAUCGCUGAUUAGGGUUAAACGAAAAAAAGGGGGGCUCGUGAUAAAGGAUGACUAACACGUAAUAAUUGGCAGAUUGUUUUUUGUUUAUGGCCAACUCACUCUGCAAAGCCGAAAGAAUGAAAGGUGGAAAGGCAGAGCGGGUUUGAAGUUGCUUUUCUUCACAGGACAAAACAAAAAAAAUUGCUGAUUUUUCUCUGGGACGCUAGAUUGUUACGAUUUUUCGUUUUCUGCAGCUGCACCUCCGUCUGCAAUAGGAAGAUCAUGGGAGGAAGACUCCUGGAGCGCAGGCUGAAAUGAUUACGGCGCCUGGAGGAAAAUGCGACUGCUCCUUCGGCAGACGAAACCCCGGCGAGCCGGGAUCUGGGUUGUCUUCGCUGUGCUAGCAAUUUCGGUGGCUUUGCUGAGCCUCUUCGUGGCCGCCUGUUCACUGGGACAGACUCGAACUCUGUCCCAGUCGUUCCAGACUCUGCAGGACCGCCUGUCCGAGCUGGACUCCAAGCGAGAAGCCAUCAUUCAUCUGUUGCUGGAUGAGAAGGGGUUGCUGGCCAGCAGGAGGCACCGUAGAGAAGCUCCCAGAGGAUCGAGGAAGCAGCAAAAAAAUGGGCCCAGUGCAGCGCACUUUGAAUUACCUGAAAAAGAAGACUCACAAAGUGUGAACAAUGAUGAGAUUAUCAAAGGCUGGCAGGAAGUAAAACUGAAUGUCACCAACCCCAUUAACUUUGACAAGAGCCAAGGGAAGUUCACUGUGACCCGGAGAGGGCUGUACUAUCUCUACUGCCAGGUGCACUUUAGAGACCGCAGCUCUGCCUACCUGAAGCUCUUUGUCAAGCUCAAUGACAGGGUGGUGUUUAAUUGCUUGCAGAGUCACACCACAACUCCAUCAUCAGGUCAUAGUAUCUUGCAAGAUUUUAACAGCUGCCAUGUGUCGGGCCUGAUCGAGCUACCUGAAUCGGCCGUGCUCACUGUCCAUUCCAUCAGGGGUGUGAGGAUCCAUUACAGCCAGAAACUUAAUUACUUUGGCCUUUUCAAGGUGAAAUGAACUGACGUUUGGUGACUGCUGCAGAGUGCCAUAUAAAGAAUGGAGAAUCGGCUAUUUUGUGACCAAAGUACAAUUAAGUAAGAAGAAAUCUACUGCUUUAUUGCUGCCAUGUUGGGCUUCCUCCAAUGCACAAAUGAUGAAGAUAAUCUUCAAACGUAUUAUUCAAACGUGGUAUUAUUAAACUGAUAUUACUAGCGUUGUGAAAAUUUAACCACCAUUACAAUCUGGAGAAGCAUGCUGGGCAAUGGUUCCUAAACAAAUGAAAGGUGUAUUUGAUUCCAGCUUUGCAAGAUUUCCUUCUGAAUAUCCAGAUUUCUCCUUUUUUUCCCUAGUUUUCCUCAUUAAUAUUUUCCUGGAUAUUUUUUUCUGAAACUUUAACAAAACAUCCUUAUACUUUCUGAGGUCUUAGUGUUCAUACUUAGAAGCCAUUUUCCAGAUUUUCUGCUUGACACCUAUGCCUGGAAUAUAGGUCUAGGACUCCACUGGGGGGUUUCCCGCAUGUGCCCCCUAGGCAAAUCUUUUCUUGCUAACAAUGUCAUCUGGGAAUGACCUUGGAGAAUUGUUUCUGGCUCGUUCUAAUGAGUAACUUUUCAACAUAAUUAAUGCUAAAUGACUUUACGUUGUAAUCCUCCUUGGAGAACAUCCAUCUGCGGCUCCCUUUCCUGUUCCUAGUAUUCCAGGCAGUAUUUUCAAAUGGCUUUCUUAGAGUAAAGCUUUCUCUUUUUUUUUUGACCACAGCUUCCCAACAAACAUUUCCCCAAGUUAUAUUUUAAAAAGUUCAGCUUUGCACAUCGGAGAACCUCUGCUUUUCAUCGGCCAUCGCGAUGUUCUCUUCGUUGUGUGUGUUUCUUUGCAGUUGUACACAACAGGCUUAGCCCAUGUUACGCAAUUUUCAUCUGGUUACCUGUGUGAAGGGUUUUCAGCUGGAGGAUGACUCGGAAAUGUUUUGGAAGGUGCACCUUUUGGACAGAAUUGUGGAUAGAACCAAAGAACCUUGUAUAACUUUCAAUGUAAAUGACAUUUGAAACUGUUUUAUGUAAUGGUUAAAAAAGCCAUUUCAAAUGGGGUUCGCUAAUUUGACUCUAGAGGGAUGUUGGUAAAUAUGUUACUGAAUCGUAAUCGUAAACUACUGGACUAGAGCAAUCACCCUGAUGUUGUCCAAAGGACCAUUUUUUUAAUGCCUGCUACUAAAAGAAUUGUUGAUUUGCUUCUGUGCAGACUGUUUGACCAUUUGAUCCACAGCUGAUUCACAGGAGAGUACUGUUUUCUUGACGGUACUGUUAAAGGAGAUUGCUUUCCAUUUUGAGAAAAUCUCUUCCCUUUGAUAAACUCUUUAAAUUGCCUUGUUUCCUAUUAUUGUUAUUGUCACUCUCUCUGUGUUAGUGUUUUUGAAACAUUACAGGGUAUUAGAUACCCAUAGAUCAAGAAAAUGGCAACAAUGUGAAAUACAGAACACCAAAGCCUAACAUCUGAAAGAGGACGCCACCAAAAAGUACUUUGUUAUAUUUUGUAUUCCCUGCAGCAGAAAAAAGUCUCAUGUUUUAUAGUUAAAGAGCCAUGUUUAGACAUUGCUACAGGGUCACAGAAGACAUUAGUGGAACUUUUGUAGUCCCCAGCGAGUUGCUGGUUGAGGCCAACAUCUUUUAUAGCCUUAAUAAAAAAGGGUGUUGUCGACCAGCCAGUCGGUGAUGCAUAUAACCAGUAAAAUUAAGUGAUCCUUUGGGGGAUGGAAUUUAGAUUAAACUGGGCAAACAAACAUCUAACGCUGCUAAUGAAACCCUACUGAGGUUUUCAGCGCACACUGGAAAAGUAAUUGAUUCUAUCUGCGUCUUAUAUUUGAUCUAAAUCUUUCCCACUGAGUAUUUUGCGAUAUACAAAAGCAUUUCAUGUUCAGUCAAAAUCCUUCUAAAGGGGUUUAAUAUUAAAGAUGUUAUAGUUAACA